GGUGAGGGGCGGAGCGAGGGCGGGGCUGCGGCUCUUUUCUCUGGAGUUCGCGCGCCGGGAACGCUAGCAGUGCGCCUGUCCGAACCGACUCCGCGCCCGCUCAUCGUGAUGGAGACCGCAGCCGAGUUUGUGGUGGAGAGCCCAGACGUGGUUUAUAGCCACGAGGCCAUCGAGGCGCAGUACGAGUAUCGCACGACAGGCGUCAGCCGCGAGGGCGGCAUCCUCAAGGUGCACCCCAUGUCCACGCGCUUCACCUUCCGGACUGCCCGUCAGGUGCCCCGGCUCGGGGUCAUGCUUGUCGGCUGGGGAGGCAACAACGGCUCUACACUCACUGCUGCCGUGCUAGCCAACCGGCUGCGCCUGUCCUGGCCCACGCGCACGGGUCGCAAGGAGGCCAACUACUACGGCUCGCUGACGCAGGCGGGCACCGUUAGCCUAGGCCUGGACGCCAAGGGCCAGGAGGUGUUCGUGCCCUUCCGUGCGCUGCUGCCCAUGGUGUCGCCCGAUGACCUCGUGUUCGACGGCUGGGACAUAUCGUCGCUGAACUUGGCUGAGGCGAUGCGGCGUGCGCAGGUACUGGAUUGGGGGUUGCAGGAGCAGCUGUGGCCGCACAUGGAGGCCCUGCGCCCACGGCCCUCGGUCUACAUCCCGGAGUUCAUCGCAGCCAACCAGAGCACGCGCGCAGACAACCUCAUCCCAGGCACACGCGCGCAGCAGCUGGAACAGAUCCGCAAGGACAUCCGCGACUUCCGGUCCCGCGUGGGGCUGGACAAAGUCAUCGUGCUGUGGACAGCAAACACUGAGCGCUUCUGCGAAGUGGUCCCGGGCCUCAAUGACACCGCUGAGAACCUGCUGCGUACCAUCCAGCUAGGCCUGGAGGUAUCGCCCUCCACGCUCUUCGCAGUGGCCAGCAUCUUGGAGGGCUGUGCAUUCCUCAAUGGGUCCCCACAGAACACUCUGGUGCCGGGUGCGCUCGAGCUCGCCUGGCAACGCCGCGUCUUCGUGGGCGGAGAUGACUUCAAGUCAGGCCAGACCAAGGUCAAGUCUGUGCUGGUAGACUUCCUUAUCGGCUCUGGCCUCAAGACCAUGUCCAUCGUGAGUUACAACCACCUGGGCAACAACGACGGGCGGAACCUGUCUGCACCGCCGCAGUUCCGCUCCAAGGAGGUGUCCAAGAGCAGCGUGGUGGACGACAUGGUGCAGAGCAACCCGGUGCUCUACGCACCGGGCGAGGAGCCCGACCACUGCGUGGUCAUCAAGUACGUGCCGUAUGUGGGCGACAGUAAGCGUGCGCUGGAUGAGUACACGUCCGAGCUGAUGCUGGGUGGCACCAACACGCUGGUGCUGCACAAUACCUGCGAGGACUCGCUCCUGGCAGCUCCCAUCAUGCUGGACCUGGCCAUACUGACGGAGCUGUGCCAGCGUGUGAGCUUCUGCACUGAUGUCGACCCCGAGCCACAGGGCUUCCACCCAGUGCUGUCGCUGCUUGGCUUCCUCUUCAAGGCGCCACUGGUGCCGCCGGGCAGCCCAGUGGUCAACCCACUCUUCCACCAGCGCAGCUGUAUCGAGAACAUCCUCAGGGCCUGCAUAGGGCUGCCACCACAGAACCACAUGCUUCUGGAGUACAAAAUGGAGCGUUUCUGUCCCAAGCAAGUCGGACAUGGUGCUGCUGCCUGCCCUGUGUCUUGCAAGAAAGAACAAGCGCCCACAGCCCCCAACUGCUGUACUGGCGACGCCAACGGGCACUCGAAGGCUGAGGCAAACCUGAUGCCCACCACCUGAGGCAGUGGCCAAUACAGAACCCCGCAACUCUCACCCCCCAUUACUCUUCAGAAUCCAUCUUUCCAGGCCCCUUACCCCCAACACAAUAAAGCCAUUGCCAAUAUUA
Messenger RNA from Hipposideros armiger (great roundleaf bat), 1888 nucleotides. It is a transcript of the gene ISYNA1, whose product is annotated as inositol-3-phosphate synthase 1. The record is from RefSeq and is a predicted model, not a curated record. Bases 109 to 1782 code for a protein of 557 amino acids. Gene Ontology annotation, biological process: phospholipid biosynthetic process; inositol biosynthetic process. NCBI's taxonomy places the organism in Eukaryota, Metazoa, Chordata, Mammalia, Chiroptera, Hipposideridae. Gene Ontology annotation, molecular function: inositol-3-phosphate synthase activity. The transcript has 11 exons.